This is a messenger RNA of Portunus trituberculatus (swimming crab), 1596 nucleotides long. Its product is annotated as corrinoid adenosyltransferase-like. Gene Ontology annotation, molecular function: corrinoid adenosyltransferase activity. Lineage: Eukaryota; Metazoa; Arthropoda; Malacostraca; Decapoda; Portunidae. The record is from RefSeq and is a predicted model, not a curated record. The transcript has 7 exons. Bases 321 to 1124 code for a protein of 267 amino acids.
CUCUCCCUCUCCUCUCUCUCUCUCUCUCUCUCUCUCUCUCUCUCUCUGAUACGUGAAGGUGUUUGUCAAAAAUGAUGAGUACCACAACGAAUUGACACAUUAGAUUCUUCUAUGACCGCAAAGGAGUGAAAGUCACCAGUGUUUGUGCGUUACGUAAAGAAGGCAGGGAGCGAGGGUCAAGGACUCUGUGAACCCAGCAGCAGUGUGGUUGGGUGCAACAGGGACCCUUAUCUAUGUCCUGCAUUGAUCUGCUACCAGCAUCCUGCAUCACACCCAUACAUCUCACAGUCUCUGUUGUAUGCAUAUAACCUCGGAUCAGAAUGGCACACCUACACAGAUACACAAUGUCUCUUCGGACAUUCCUCCCUCAGAUGAGGCUGGGGGGAGGGCUUUGUGAACAAACUGUUACCAGGACUGCAGCAUCUGAAAUAAACAGGAACUCUGACAUCAUUUGGAAACCAUUCUGUCGAGGCAUGAAGAUAUACACUCGAACAGGUGACAAAGGUGUAACCGCUCUCUUCACUGGUGAGCGUCUUCCUAAGAAUACUCAAUUCUUCAAUGCAUUGGGGACAACAGAUGAGCUGUCCUCCCAUUUAGGGUUGGUGAAGGCACAUGCUGAAGAGAAAAGGCAUGAAUAUGUUGACCAACUGGAGAGGAUCCAAUGUAUUCUUCAAGAUAUUUCCAGUCUUUUGGCAACCCCACGGACCCAGGAGCUUUCAGAUGAUCCUGAAAGAGAAGCUCGAGUGUUGAAGAGGCUCUCGUUUAAUCCUCGUCACAUCACAGAACUAGAGGAGUGGAUAGACAGAUACGACUCUCGCCUUCCUCCACUUACCAAUUUUAUUCUGCCAGGUGGUGGGCAGGUGAGUGCAGCACUACACGUGGCCCGCACUGUGUGCCGCCGUACAGAGCGUGAAAUUGUUCCCCUCAUUACUGAAGACUUGGUGGAUGACCAAGUUCUGAGUUACAUCAACAGAUUAAGUGACUACCUCUUCACUAUUGCAAGGUAUGCUGCUCUUUUAGAAGGCAAAAAAGAAACUAUAUAUAUACAACCAAAAAUACGUUCAACAGGAAAGAUUAAAGAUAAAGUUCAGGAAAAUCAAGAAAUAAUUCAAAGUGAUGGCUGAUCAACAUGACAUUGAAAUGCAGGAAGGUACUUCAUAAAAAUUUUUGUCUCUUGAUUCUUUAUGAACGGCUGUAAUCAUUUAGUAAUCUAGUUCAUUUAUAUUUUUAAAUCUUAUUGCUCAUGGAGUUGGUGAUGGAUAAUAUUAGAUAACAAAGCUUUGCAAAACAGUGGAGUACAUGAUUUAUCUUUAAAUAACUCAGGUUGGAGACUUUUUAUACAUAGUAUUUUUGUAUUAAGUUUUGGAUAGUUAAAAACUGGUGUCAGUCUGUUAAUUGUUUUCUUGUUGUGUUUGACUGUCAGCCAUUCAAUUUGGCAAAUUUUUAUUCUAGUCAGAACAUUUUGAGGGUUGUAUAUUAGUGAAGAAAAUGUGCAAUGUGUAGUAUAGCAACACAUGUUUUUAAUGACAGUGAGCUGUUUAAUGUGUCCACAGUUGACCAUUAUCCAGAAACCAAUAACAGAAAUAGUUACCAAAA